Messenger RNA from Acromyrmex echinatior (Panamanian leafcutter ant), 1106 nucleotides. It is a transcript of the gene Cdk5alpha, whose product is annotated as Cdk5 activator-like protein. Gene Ontology annotation, biological process: axon guidance. Gene Ontology annotation, cellular component: growth cone; cytoplasm; protein kinase 5 complex. Gene Ontology annotation, molecular function: protein kinase binding; cyclin-dependent protein serine/threonine kinase activator activity. Lineage: Eukaryota; Metazoa; Arthropoda; Insecta; Hymenoptera; Formicidae. The record is from RefSeq and is a predicted model, not a curated record.
UCUGGAGCGUAGCACCAGCACUAUGGGGACCGUAUUGUCAUUCAGUCCACGAGAUCGUCGGGGGUCUGUUUACCCGCCAACGGGGCAUCAACAUCCUGCUGACUUCACGUUAAACAACUUUAAUUACGAGCAGCUAAACAAUGCGAAGAAUCGCGAGAACAAGAGCAGCGUUGCAACGGUGGCACCGGCGCCACCCACGAAUCAUCCACCGACCAACAACAACUCGUUACAGAACAAUAACAUUAACCUGAAUAACAACGACAACGCGAGGAUUAUCUCGGAGAAGAACGCCCUAGAGAAAAACUUGAAGAAGCAUUCACUGUUCAUAAAUGCUUUGUCGUGGAAGCGAUUCAGUACGACCAACAAUAACAAGAAGAAGCUCGACAACAAGAACAAGAACCUCGCCUUCAGGCAACCGCUCGAUAAUAUACCUAUUGUUGAUAAGAAUAAAAAUAUACAGACGCCACAGACAAAACCACCGGCGUCAAACAACAAUCACACCACGCACAAUCCGACGUGUGAGAAAUUGAUGCAGAAACCCCUGCCCCCUGGACCAAGGAAAACUGUUAUCCAGGCCUCCACCUCGGAAUUGCUCAAGUGCCUCGGCGUCUUCCUGCACAAGAAAUGCACCCGUUUAAGGGACUUCCAGGCCGGCGACGCUGUCAUGUGGCUCAGGACUGUCGACAGAAAUCUCCUGCUUCAAGGCUGGCAGGACGUGCCCUUCAUAAACCCUGCCAACGUAGUGUUCGUGUAUAUGCUAGUGAAAGAGCUUGUCGAUGGAGAUGAGGCAUCCGAGAAGGAGCUCCAGGCGACGGUACUGACGUGUCUUUAUCUGAGCUACAGUUACAUGGGUAACGAAAUUAGUUACCCACUAAAGCCGUUCCUCGUCGAGGAUAGCAAGGACAAGUUCUGGGACCGAUGUCUCCUGAUCGUCAACCGACUUAGCUCCGAGAUGCUGCGAAUCAACAGCGAGCCCGGUUUCUUCACAGAGAUCUUCAGCGAGCUGAAGGCCUGCGGUUCCAGCGAACGCGGAAGUCUGUCUGGCAGUGGCCUCGAACGGAGCCUCGUCGUCUCCGGAGUCGCGGUACCCACCAAGGCAGCUUGAC